CAAGAGAUCACUUUCCUUCGCGGAGCAGACAAGUUGGUUCCACAUUUUUUAAUGUGAAACAAAACUUGCAUCUUGUUUUUUUACCCCUGACAUUGCCAUCAAUAUGGAAAUGAACGGCAGCGCCGACAGAUAAAAUGGAGGGGAGGUUCCCCAUACAGGUGUCUGGCACGGUGGCAGCCCCUCUGCUCUCCUGAACAUGAACCACUAUGCCAAUAAGAAGAGUGCAGCAGAGAGCAUGCUGGACGUAGCCCUGCUCAUGGCCAACGCUUCCCAGCUGAAGGCUGUCCUGGAGCAGGGGCCAGACUUCUCCUUGUACACUCCCCUCAUCACUCUCAUCAGCAUCUCCCUCAGCCUGCAGGUCACUGUGGGGGUCCUCCUCAUCUUCAUCGUGCGGUGGAACCUGAAUGACCAGAGUAAACACUUCAGGCUGAAUGUAAUGGAGAACCUGGCCACAGGCCUCGUCUUCGUCAUCGUAGUAGUCAACGUCUUCAUCACUGCAUUUGGAGUACAGAAACCCAAUCAGAAAGCCUGACCAGGACACAGAAAUGCAUCACCACCCCCUUAGGUACACAGGUGCACACACACACACACACACACACACACACACACACACACACACACACACACACACACACACACACACACACACACACACACACACACACACACACACACACACUCUCUUCUCCCCUCUCUCAAACUCAAACAGGAAUUGUUUUGCACUUUCCCCCAAUAGUUUGUCCAUGACUCAGCAGCUGUCCUGUUCUCCGUAUCUCCUGACCUUCCUAAACGCCCAUGCUCCCCCAACCUGACCCAUAAAUACACACUGUUCCAGGACUCGACAGAAACUUCCACUAGAAAACACCCCCCAACAAAACUCAACUACUGUCUUUUUAUCAGUCCAGAACCCUUUUGUCCCGACGAGAGAGAGGUUUGCUUUCAUAAACAACACUGUGUGUUUGUGUAGGAGACCAACAGGAAAACAGAGACAACAGCCAGGGAUCAUGUGACCUCCGUGUCUGCCUCCUGCCCUGUACUGUAGUUAUCCCCAGCAAGCAAGCGCACACACUUUGCCUAUCUCUCGCUCACUCUCACACACAAAUACUCCAAGCCGCAGCAUUGAGGAAGGCUGAGCACCGAAUGUAAAUUUUUUAUCACAUUUAUGAGGUGAAAGGAGGACGUCAUGGGUCUUGCUCAGACAGCCUGGGCCACUGUGCCUGAAGGGUCUGAAGAGCACAUGUAUGGAAAAAGAGUCUGUGCCUCACUCUCAAAACAUAGAGAACACAUUCAGCUUGUGUCGUAGUCUCGUAGUAUGCUGCAUUUACUGCAUUUAAAUAGAACAUAUUGUUGCAGCAUUGAGCAGCAGUUGAUGUGAAACUUGAUCAAUAAAAGAGCUAGCAUUGCACUACAUCAAGGAUCUGCAAUAUCCCGGCUAGAUGUGCCACUGAUAAUCUCGUCUCAGACCAAGGCACAUAGAAGAGCUGUGAGAAGAGUGUAUGGUUAUUUUGGCUGUGUGGUGACUCACUAUCAUCAGAUGCAGAUAGAGAAAGAACUGCUCAUUAAAGCUGAGGCCUUGAUUAGACUCAGUACUGUUACCGCAUACACAAUUAACAUCUCACUUUCUCAGACUCUGUACAUCCUUGUACCAUUCCGUCUCCAGCAUUGAAUGCACAGCUCAUGGUGAAGAAUUUCAUUGGUUAGCUUAAUGUAAUAGAAAUAGCUAUAAAAAAAAAAUCUAGUUUGACGGUUCUGUUCUUACCGCUCAAAAUAAGAUCAUAUGGCAUUGUAAUCCUAGGUUUGGCAGGGACACUCAUAACUACUAUUGUAGCUAUGUACUGAUGGAGUCUGAGGGAACAUGACAUCAUAAUCUAAUGAUACAUUCCCCUUUCUUUCCCAUAGCUUCCAUUGCUAACCAUGGAAUCACACAGACAGACCAUGAUCCAGCUAGUGACACACAAAUCCACUAACCAGGACAAUAGACAGAUCUAUAAACAUUUUGUAUAUCUAUUGCUCUCAUGCACUGUAUCUGGCUCUAACUCAGUGUAUUACCCCUGAGUUGGUUGGAGGAGUCUGGAAUGAAAAGAACUUCUGAAGGAUUUCAUAUUCAGAUGCGCUUCAUCAUCAUCAUGGCUGCAGAUCAUUCUAAGCGGGACUAAUAGAGGUCUGUCUGUUGGGACUGGGAGUACUAGGAUUCAAACAGAACAAUCACUCUAGUGACACCCUCGCCACUCCCUCACCCCUCCAAUCCGCCACUCACCCCUCUUCCCCAUCUGCUCUUUGAUCUGGGUCUCCCUACAGACAGAAACAGAUAUAGAAACACACAGCUCACUGAAGCAAAGCUACUGAGAAUAGACACCAGGACUCUUAACUGCCACAGAGAAUCAUCAUCUACCAGACGUCACUCAUCAUCUAUCUUACUGUAACCAGUAAGGGUACUAGAGGAGAUUCCAUAGAGAAAUACACAUGUUCACUUGAACUGCAGAAUAGUAACCACACCUGUCGUCUAAAGCUGCUACGUAAAGCUGCUAUGGCACUUGUGAUCAUCUUCAUAGCAGCUCAUUUCAUUAUCCUCUUAUCUGGCCUGCAGAUGUCUCUGGGCUAGGUCAGGAGUGCCCUCUAGUGGUAUUUUUGGUGCUAUUGCAAUGAUGUGAGAUCUUUGUAUUACAUUGUCAGGUUAUCACUCUCACAGAUACAUCCUGCUAUGGUAAUAAAUGAACAUCCAAAAAGCACCAUACUGCCUGAAGAAGUGCUGCUGGCUUCUGUAAUGUGUAAGUAUGUUAUUUGUGUAAACCAAUCAUAUUUUUUUGUGAUGUUUGUAUUGUUUCCCACCCCUGAUUUACUCCUAAACAAGUCACACCAAAAUGAAAUGUUAAAAAGGACAGCUGUUACUAACACUAGCAAUGAAAUGUUUAAAAGGACAGCUGUUACUAACACUAGCAACGAAAUGUUAAAAAGGACAGCUGUUACUAACAUUAGCAAUGUGUGUACAUGUAUGUGCACUAGUCUAUUCUUGUUUUUUCCCCAGAACAUUCUACAUUCCUAAUUAUGAAAUGUAUUUUUCUUAAAAUAAUAGUUAUUCUUUAUUUGUCCUAUUUCACACAUGUACAUGUGUGUAUUAAUAAGCAUGUGUGAAUUGGAUAUGCGUUUUUUUUUUUUUUGCAUUUCCCACUCUCCCCGAGACAUCCUGGAGAGUGGGGUCACGGAAUU
Molecule: messenger RNA, 3207 nt
Organism: Oncorhynchus keta (chum salmon)
Lineage: Eukaryota; Metazoa; Chordata; Actinopteri; Salmoniformes; Salmonidae
Product: ninjurin-1-like
Exons: 3
Coding region: 197-532 (111 amino acids)
Biological process (GO): cell adhesion; tissue regeneration
Cellular component (GO): membrane
Source: RefSeq, a predicted model, not a curated record